AAACGCCAGUGGGAAUUGAUUCGAGGUGAUAAAAGCAAGGGUGUAAAUUGACUGUUUCGAAAAGUAAGGGCGAAGAAAGUGAAUCUCCAGAUUGUUUAAUGACUUAGAAAGCAAAAGAGACAAAACAGGAUCAAAUUCUGAUUCCGAUUCAAUUCUCCUUCUUCUUCUUCUUCCUUCGCCGUUCUUCUGAUUUUUUUUUUCACUCAUCUGCUCGAAAGGUCCCUCUCUCUCUUUGUCUCUGUCUCUGUCUCUGUCUCUUUAAUCAUUUGAAAUUGAAAUCCACUUGUCUUCUCCUCCUGCUUCUAUUUUAAGCUGUUCCUAUUGGUUGUGAACCAUUCAUUUCGAUUUGAGAUUUAGUGAAAGCAAUAUAAACUUUCUUUUUUAAAUUCGACGUGUCAAGAAAAGGUUGAUUAUUUACUUGAUUAUUUGUGAUAUCUGUUUAAAGUUGUUGUCUUUUAAUCAGGGCAGUGCUUGAGAAUCAUUUGAAGAAGGUGAUUUGAUUGGUCUAUGUUGUUGCCCUUUUGUAAUAAUAAUAUAUCUGGUGGAACUGGGAACAGACGCUGCCCAUUUAUCAAAGUUCAAACCUUUUAUUUGAGCUUGGGGGAAGUAUUGUAACAUGCCGUAUUAUAUUCAGAGACUUUUCAAUACUUGCAAGGCAUCUCUGUCUACUAAUGGACCUGUGUCUGAGGAGGCCUUAGACAAGGUUCGCAACAUGUUGGAGAAAAUCAAGCCGUCUGAUGUUGGUCUCGAACAGGAAGCUCAGUUAGUGCGUAACUGGUCUGGUCCUGGGAACGAUCGUAAUGGAAACCAUAACUCUCUCCCAGCCAUUAAAUACCUUCACUUACAUGAGUGUGACAGCUUCUCGAUUGGAAUUUUCUGCAUGCCACCUUCGUCUAUCAUACCACUCCAUAAUCAUCCAGGCAUGACAGUGGUAAGCAAGCUAGUCUACGGCUCAAUGCACGUGAAGUCAUAUGAUUGGGUUGAGCCUGAUCCAUCAGAGCUAGACGAUCCAUUACAAGCAAGACCUGCAAAGCUUGUCAAGGAUACUGACAUGACGGCUCCUUGCCCAGCCACCACACUGUAUCCAACAACCGGCGGGAACAUCCAUUGUUUCAAAGCCAUUACUCAUUGUGCAAUCUUCGAUAUCUUAUCUCCUCCCUACUCUCCUACUCAUGGAAGACACUGCAACUACUUCCGCAAAUCCCCAAUACGUGACUUGCCUGGUGAGAUUGAAGUGAUGAAUGGAGAAGUGAUAUCAAAUGUGACAUGGCUUGAAGAGUAUCAGCCUCCAGAUAACUUUGUGAUAUGGAAAGUUCCUUACAGAGGUCCUGUGAUUAGGAAAUGAGACUACAAAAAGGAGCAGAAAGAAUGAGAAGAAGCUUAUCAUCAGGAGAAUAAAAUUUGGUCAACCAUUCAGAAGGCCUUGUGGUCAAGAAGUUCUCAGUGACCAGUUUCAGCCUAUUUCAUUAUAUGAUAAAAUGUUAUACUACUACAUACAUCUUUACUAUCACUUUUACUAGUUCAAUAUGAUAAAUUUUUUUUGUUAGAACAAUUGCUCACAAACAAUGUAUUUUAGUUUCAUAAAUUUUUAGUUCCACCUA
Molecule: messenger RNA, 1601 nt
Organism: Brassica napus (rape)
Lineage: Eukaryota; Viridiplantae; Streptophyta; Magnoliopsida; Brassicales; Brassicaceae
Product: plant cysteine oxidase 5
Exons: 5
Coding region: 617-1345 (242 amino acids)
Molecular function (GO): oxidoreductase activity, acting on single donors with incorporation of molecular oxygen, incorporation of two atoms of oxygen
Source: RefSeq, a predicted model, not a curated record